Salvelinus namaycush (lake trout) is the source of this 1755-nucleotide messenger RNA. RefSeq names its product protein FAM13C-like. Bases 1 to 1668 code for a protein of 555 amino acids. Lineage: Eukaryota; Metazoa; Chordata; Actinopteri; Salmoniformes; Salmonidae. The record is from RefSeq and is a predicted model, not a curated record. The transcript has 12 exons.
AUGUUGUGGAUGGUGAGCCUGGCUGUGUUCUCACCUGCUCCGCUGAUCCUGGACCAGCUGGGGAGCCUAGCCAACAGGGGGAGGAGGAUCCUGGAUCCUGAUUGCCCACAGCAAGAGGUGGGCAGGGUCUUGGUCUGGUCUCUGGGUCACCAGGACAAGCUCAGGGCUGGUGCCAAUCUGGACCAUGGCCAGGGGCUGGUCCAGAGCCCCUCCCUGAAGCAGCAAGCUCUGGAAGCUGAGCUGUGCACCUCGCCCCGCGGAACCCCCCAGGAGGACCUGGAACUCCCCCCUUGUACCAAUGACUACCAGAGCCUAACCCCAUCUCUCCAAAAUCUCCCAAAACAGGACCAGGACAUCAUCAGCACUUCACUGACAGAAGCCAGUCCAGUCCAGAGGGCCCCCGUGUCUCUCUCUGAGGGGAGUAGCAGUGAGUGUCUGCUGACCCCUUGUCCUAGUCCUCUCCUCCAUCGCCUCGCGGCUGGUGACUGUCCCAUACCGUCCCCCCGCUGCCACAACCUCAGCCAGGGCCAGCGCUUCAACACAGACCCGGAAACAGCCCCAUCCCCACCCUGCUCACAAUACAUCAGGAUGGCUCACUACACAGUCAGGACUGAACCAGCAGAGGGAGCUAUCAAGACCCCAUCAGUCACAAUGCUAAACAGACACAUCCAGAACCUGAGGAAGAGGAUCAGACAUUUUGAGGAGCGCUUUGAGCAAGAGAGACACUACAGGCCAGCAUACAAUGAUAAGACUGCCCACCCAGAAAUAUCUAGACUGAUGCGAGACCUCACUAAGUCUCACAAGCAGCUCAAAGAGCUGAAGCUGAAACAGUGUGUGGAGGGGCUCAGAGAGCAGCAGAGAGGACUGAACACAGCUACAUGCAGGUCCACCAGAGACCCCCAGGGGGCGAUAGAGCACUACCAGAACAGUAACAACAAACCCUCACUGAAGGAGACUGUCGAUAGCCUGAACAAGAGAAUGAUGGAGAAACGACAGGAGGGACUGCCAGAUAACAUCAAGGUAAAACUACACAUCGUGAAUUACCAGGAGAUGACUCCGGCUCAGAUGGCUGUGGAGAAGGUCACCCUGCAGAAGUGUCUGCUCCACUUUGAGAGCCUGCAUGGACGACCGAGCACCAGGCAGGAGAAGACUCUGAUGAAGCCUUUCUAUGAUCGCUACCGCCAGGUCAAACAGCAGCUCCUGUGUUCCUCCACCACCAUCCCUUUCAUCACCUCCAUAGAAGAAGAGGAGUGUUCUGAUGAAGAGUAUGUGAAGGACAGCCCCUGUCUACCUCAUACAGCGUUGCACUGUGUGUCUUCAGAAGAGUCACUGUGUCUACCGCAUAAUGAGGUAGCCAACACACCUCUCGUGUCACCUCUAGAGGAGAUCAAAAGUCUACAGCCACCCAGCGUCACCACAGCAACACUGCACGAGGCAUCAAGAUCAGAGUUACUGGAGCAGCUGAGGGUGACACGAGCAGAGAAGAAGAGACUCCGUUCAGUACUCCGAGACUUUGAGGACCACUUCUACACACAGACCGGCAGGAAUGCCCAGAAAGAGGACCGCGGGCCCAUGGCAGAGGAGUACUGCGAGUACAAGAACCUAAAAGCUAAACUCCACUUACUGGAAGCCCUGCUCAGUAAACAGGAUACUUACAAGACUGUCUAAGCCUCCUUCACAGUGGGACUUUUAUUUUGAAACACUUUUUUACUCAUUUAUAGGACCUUUAUUUUCAGAACAAUUUUCAAAGUGAAA